AAACAAGUUCAAACCAACAAAAGUCUCCCUCAUCUGUCCCUGCCUGUCAUCUUGUAAAACAGAACAACUCGUAAGCCAAGACCAGCAAGAAAAAAGUUUUUACCUCAGACCUGAGUCUGGCCAGAUCCCGCUAACGAGGACUCUCCCCACAAACAUGCCAGAAUCGCCCACUUUUACAUAUCACGAAGUCCCCCUGGAAGAUUUUAUCGCUGCCACCUCGGAUGCACCCAAUGGAUCCGAAACGCUUGAAACAAUCGCUGAAGAGAUACGCAUGUCCCGUGCCUUUGACCAGGCACUCCAACAAUUUGUUUCAGCCCUGGCCUUGGAAGAGCUGGCGACGAUAAAAGUCAGCUCCGCAUCCAUAUUUGACAUGAUCUUCGAAAGAUGUCAGGAGCUUGGCUCCGGGGGACCGUCUAUGGGCUUGAGUGUAGAAAGCUCGCCAAUUGUCUUCCAAAUACAACACCACGCCACAAUACUCUCUAAUUAUUUCACCGAUUCCGAGCCUACCAUCGCGUACCAAGACGACAUGGAGACUUACCAGGACCAUUGGUUCACAGAGGAAUUCCAGGAACCAACAAGACCGGACAGGAUCCCGUCCUCUCUCCCCAAAUGGGGGGAUUACAUCCGCGCAAAAGCAACAGAUGCCAUGGCGCGAAGGGGAAACAGGAGACAUGUCAUUGGUGUCCUGGUUAAUCACUCCAACGUCACCUUUUGGUACUUCGAUAGGAGUGGAGGCUUCUAUUCAGCACCUGUUGACCUUGUCAAGCGCCCAUGCGAGGUCAUUUCUGGGCUUGUCAGACUCUCCCUCAGUACUGCGUUCGCCCUUGGCUUAGAGCCUGCUAUAGAAUUUCCCGACCCAUGGAGGGCAUUUGACACGAUGGAAAGCGCCGCUAUCGUUAUCCAAGGCAUACCCUUCUUGCUGCAAGUUGCUGUACAUAUUUCGAGGGACCUCGAAGGCCGGGGGUUGGUUCUCUUCUCUGCCAGGAAACAAGACACCUCCGAACACUCCACAUCCCUCAUCAUCCCAGAGAAUGUGAUGAUCAAAUUCUCAUGGGAGCAUGUUGGGCUGCCAAGAUCAGAUUCCCUCUAUCGUCGGGCAGAGCAGUGUGGCGUGCAUGGGGUGGCCCAAUUGUUUUGCUCUUCAACCCUGGGACACCUUUCAGAAGGUCCCAGAACGCGACUCAAACAUGAAUCCCGGAUAGAUUAUCGAAAUCGGGAGCUGCGAGCACAAGUCCUGGGACCAUCUUGUGUUCCACUCUACCGCGUCCUUCCUGACAGAGAUUUCGAACGUGCAUUCCGAUCUUUAGUUGAAGUUCAUCACCGACUCUACAAGAAUGCAGGUAUCCUGCAUUGCAACAUCAAUAUGAGCAGUCUCAUGGCUUCCAAAGACUCGCCUCCUCGCGGAGUUCUAUUGGACCUCGACUUUGCGAUUCAAGUUCAGGAUGGGGACAGAGACCUCUCACCUGAGCCCACUUUUUCGGGUACUCUGCCAUUCCUUUCCAUGGACCUCCUGUCUGCUGCCACUCCCCCUCCGAAUCGGCUGUAUCGACAUGAUUUAGAAUCAUUUUUUUACGCACUUGGCUGGAUUCUUGGCCGAUAUGACGCGCGCGGCAAUCCCAGGAUGCUGCAUCAGUUCGCAGCGUGGCACAAGGGCCCUCUCAAUGAUAUCAUUUCGGCUAAGUGGAGAUUUAUGGGAGUUCCCAGCCACAUUCCAUCCACCAGGUCCUCACCAUCACUCCAGAUCUGGUUGCGCCGUCUGUGUAGAUUGUUCAACGGAGGGUAUGGAGGGGAGAACCAGGAUGCGGACUAUGAUCAGGAAACUCUGGGGGGUGGUAUAACGUUCGAUACGUUCAUGGGUGCGGCUCCGCAAAUUGGACCCUGAACAAACGACUGUUAUCUACGGAAGAUCCACGCACCGUGCAGUAGUACACAACAGAAACCCGAGUUUCCAUAUCGCUUUCGAAAUGAUAUUUCUGCCAUUAAUAU
Molecule: messenger RNA, 1986 nt
Organism: Cantharellus anzutake
Lineage: Eukaryota; Fungi; Basidiomycota; Agaricomycetes; Cantharellales; Hydnaceae
Exons: 2
Coding region: 155-1882 (575 amino acids)
Source: RefSeq, a predicted model, not a curated record